Molecule: messenger RNA, 2416 nt
Organism: Xenopus laevis (African clawed frog)
Lineage: Eukaryota; Metazoa; Chordata; Amphibia; Anura; Pipidae
Gene: ppp2r5a.S
Product: protein phosphatase 2 regulatory subunit B', alpha
Biological process (GO): signal transduction
Cellular component (GO): nucleus; protein phosphatase type 2A complex; cytosol
Molecular function (GO): protein phosphatase activator activity; protein phosphatase regulator activity
Source: RefSeq, marked provisional
AAGUCCUUUCUAAACGACUCGUUCCGCCUCCGUCACGUGUCCCCUGGCUCCCCCGAUUGGACCGCCGAGCUGUCACUCAAUAGCUAGAAGUCGGUGCUGGCGGCGGUAAGCGACGUUGCCGCCACAGGUCGCCGUGUGAGUUCGGGGGAUUGCGGUUUGUUGGAUCUACCCGGGGACUUCUAUACCGACACGGAAAGCCUAUCUGCCGCCCAACAACCCCUCGAGCUGCCCAGUGUAUGGCGUUCGGAGCGUUGUAAAAAACUUUGUGUGUUCUGUGAGGAGAGGGAAAUGCCGGGGAGAACAGGGGCGAGGAGCAGUUAGAGGGGACCCUCCUCUCCUGCCGGAGGGCAGCGCUAGGGGGAGGAGGGGGCUGUCACCGUGAUCUUUACCUCACGCUUCCCGCCCGAACCCCCAUUUCCCUGCUCGGUUGGGCAGGUGGCCCCGCGGGCCCUGUCAGUGGACAUGUCGGCGAUAUCGGCGGCGGAGAAGGUGGAUGGAUUCACGCGGAAGUCCGUGCGGAAAGCCCAGAGGCAGAGGCGCUCCCAGGGCUCGUCCCAGUUCCUCGGCCAGGGGCCCCCUGUGGAGCUUUCUCCUCUGCCCGCUCUCAAAGAUGCCACUUCCAAUGAACAGCAAGAUCUUUUCUGUCAGAAGCUGGAACAGUGCUGCGUACUCUUUGAUUUCAUGGACUCUAUAUCGGAUCUGAAGAGCAAAGAGAUCAAGAGAGCCACCUUAAAUGAACUGGUGGAAUAUGUAGCUACAAAUCGAGGGGUAUUAGUGGAAACCGCAUAUCCAGAAAUCAUUAAAAUGAUUUGCUCAAAUAUUUUUAGAACUCUUCCACCAAGUGAUAAUCCAGAUUUUGACCCCGAAGAAGAUGAGCCUACAUUAGAAGCAUCAUGGCCCCACAUACAACUCGUGUAUGAGUUUCUCCUCAGAUUUUUGGAGAGUCCAGAUUUUCAGCCUAGUAUUGCAAAGCGGUUUGUGGACCAGAAAUUUGUACAGCAGCUUUUGGAUCUUUUUGAUAGCGAAGACCCCAGAGAGAGAGACUUCUUGAAGACUGUGCUGCAUCGAAUUUAUGGGAAAUUUCUAGGCCUCAGAGCAUUUAUAAGGAAACAGAUUAACAAUAUUUUUCUCAGGUUUAUCUAUGAAACGGAUCAUUUUAAUGGUGUUGCAGAAUUGCUGGAAAUACUGGGAAGUAUCAUAAAUGGAUUUGCAUUACCGCUGAAAUCGGAACAUAAGCAGUUCCUCAUGAAGGUCCUGAUUCCUAUGCACACAGCAAAGGGUUUGGCCUUGUUUCAUGCACAGCUAGCAUAUUGUGUUGUACAGUUCAUGGAGAAAGACACAACUCUCACAGAGCCAGUUAUACGAGGAUUACUGAAGUUCUGGCCAAAAACAUGCAGCCAGAAAGAGGUGAUGUUCUUAGGUGAAAUCGAGGAAAUUUUGGACGUAAUUGAGCCAACGCAGUUUAAAAAGAUUCAGGAACCUCUUUUUAAGCAAAUAUCGAAAUGUGUUUCCAGUUCUCAUUUCCAGGUUGCGGAACGAGCCUUGUACUUCUGGAACAAUGAAUACAUUCUCAGCCUCAUCGAAGAAAACAUUGAUAAAAUUCUACCAAUCAUGUUUGGUAGCUUAUACAAAAUCUCCAAAGAACACUGGAACCCAACCAUUGUAGCUCUGGUUUACAACGUGCUGAAAACCUUAAUGGAAAUGAACGGAAAACUCUUUGAUGAACUAACAGGCUCAUACAAAGCAGAGCGACAGAGAGAGAAAAAGAAAGAACUAGAACGAGAAGAAUUGUGGAGGAGGCUUGAUGACCUGCUGUUAAAGAAAGCUCUGGCUGACAAGCAGAACCCUACUCUCUGUGUGCAGAACAUACAGAACAAUGCAAGUGCCAAAUAAACACAUGAUGAUAACCUCUGCUCCGUAGGCAUAUACUUUUGUACAUGGCUUUUUUCCGCUAAUGUAAAGCAAGCAAGCAACCUUCUCAGUGUCACACACAGCCGCCAACUCUUUGGAGGGACUGGCUGUUAGGCAGGCCGGUAGCGAGCAUUGCAGGGCAAUAGGUUACAGGCCUUUCUGACAGCCGGAUAAUGAACCCGGUGUAAUAUUUUUUUUCCCAACAAUUUUUUCUAUAUCCAGUCAUUGAUUGCUGGGGAGAAGAAUUAAUUUUUAUAAUCUGUAAAAUAGGUAAAAUAAUUCCGGGAGUGGUAAGAAUUAUGACUUGAAUUCUUUAAUAUUAUUAUAUAUAUAUUAUUUUUUUGAUUGUGUUGCACAUAGGUGUGUUAGUCUGCUAUGUAUUUUUUUUUUUUGGCGUUUUACAUUUGUUUUUCUCAUCUGCAAUUCUCCUUUUGGAGGUUCUUAUCGAAAACUUAUGGCUCCUGGCAAUACUGUUUCUAUUUUCAAAUAAAAAAAAAAAAAAAAA